Effrenium voratum is the source of this 5116-nucleotide messenger RNA. NCBI's taxonomy places the organism in Eukaryota, Dinophyceae, Suessiales, Symbiodiniaceae. The record is from the annotation of a GenBank genome assembly.
GCUUUGUUCAGUGCUCGACGGAUAGAGCCCGCCUUUGCCCAGCUUUAGAAUUCAGACCGCGCCCCCGGCUGCCUGCCAGAAGCAAAGAGCUACGCGCAUGAUUCGAGCACGAGCACUUGGCGGACGUUUCGCCCGAUCUGUUCCAGGGAGCUGGGAACAUCUUCUUAGAUCGCUGGAAGGGCAACCACAGCAAGCUUCUGAAGUGUUUGUGGCCAAGCUACUGAGCUCUUGCAUCUCGGCCCGGAAAUGGGCACUUGCCCUAGACCUGUGGUCCACUUUGAGGAUUCAGGCGCCCAGUGUGAAGACGCAAAACCGGCUGCUGCGCGCCUACGGGGCGGGGGCUUUAUGGCGACACGCCUGCGCCCAUCUUCAGAGGAUGCCGCCUGACGCAGCCGCGUGCAGCACCUGCAUGACCGCCUGCAUCCAGGGCGAUCAGUGGGCCAUGGCGUUGGCGCUGUUCGCCCAGAGCGAGCCGGUCAUUCGCAACAUCAUUGUGAUGAACUGCGCGAUGAACGCCUGCGUACGAGGGCGGCUGUGGGAGACGGCCUUGGGACUCUUUCGCGAUCUCCGCCGGAGUCGCAUGAGGCCAUCAGAGGGCACCUUCACCACUGCGAUCAGCGCCUGCGGCCGCGGUCACGGCUGGCAGGUGGCCGUGAGCAUCUUGGAUGAGAUGCGCAGCAUGCAGAUGUGCCCCAGCGCAACGAUUUUCAACGCCACCAUCAGUGCGUGUGAAAAGGUGGGCGAGGUUCUACCAGCAUUGCGCCUGCUUUCCCAUAUGCGGCAUCAGCAAAUCCCCAAGGAGGCCGUGACAUAUAACACCGUGAUAAGUGCCGCGGCCAAGGGUAAACACUGGGCAUUGGCUGUUGGCCUCUUGAGCGAGAUGCUGCAGUGCAACCUGGCUGACGAGAUCACCUUCACCUCUACCAUGACUGCCUGCCAGCACUCCUCCAGAUGGGAGCAUGUGCUGGACUUGUUCGCCUCCAUGCCCGCAGCCCAUUGCCUGCCGGGCCCGGCCGCGCACACCGCGCUGAUUCUUGCGUGCGUGGCUGGAGGCCAAAGGCGGCUUGCAAUGUCCUUCGCUGCCUCACCCGAUUUGACAAUUUGCCGCUCCCUCCUGCGCGGUCUCGGUGGCCCAAAAGGGGACACGCUUCAGAUCGUCCAACUCGCUGAGCAGCUCGCCUGCGAGCUGCAGCUGCGCAGCGGGCGGCGGCCCCUGAUGACUCAGGGCCGGUCCUUUCGGAGCCUGCCACCAGGAGCCGACGCCUUGGCGCCGGGCGCUGGCCUGGAGGCUGUGGCCCUUGCCUCCGAGGCCUUGGAAGGUCACGCCUCCGCCGCGAGGUUGCAGCGAGCCACAUGGCGAGUUUUGGCCGCGCCGGCUCUCCCAUGCCUCGCCGCCUUAAAGCAAGGUGGGCAAGAGGUCCGGGCAGAGCCGCUGGUGCUCCGGGGGUCGUUGGGCUUCUUCGUCACCAAGCAGCUGUUGCCGGACGCCUCGCUCGGGCCGCUCCCCUUGACCGACCACUUGGACUUAGAGGGCGACGGCUUGGGGCACCUCUUGGAGGCACCGGCCGCCACGCGGCUGCGCGCCCGGGUGACUUUUCGGCUGAGCUUCGUUUCCGGCGCCCAGCUGGCGGGCGCCUUCGUGGGCCACGGGGCCUCCAAACAACUGCGGGUGGAGGGCACCGACGCGCCCUUCGCGUCCCGCGCCGCGCGGGGCGUUGGGCGCACGCCAAAGCGGGCGGCCAAGGCGGGUGCGGAUGGGGGGCAGCGCCCCGACGCCCGGCAUCCGCCGCGGGAGGGCAGCCACGUCAGGUCGGAGGCCGGCAGGGACCAAAGGGGCCGCAGCCCGGGCCGGCCGGCUGCGCCCAAAGCGCCGCAAGCAGCGCUGCACGGGCAGAGCGGGUACCUGCCAGAUGUCCUGCAGGAGAUUAUGACAGACUUCGGUCAGCAGGUCUUGGCGCGGCUCCGGCGCCUGCGGCUGCAGCGGGGCCUGCGGAUCGCGGACGUGCAGGCGCUGGGGGACCUGAACCGUGACAACAAGCUGACGGUGGCAGAGCUCCGGCACUUGCUGGCGGAGGUUGGCCUCACUGUGGAUGACGAGCUUCUUGUUCAGGUCUUCAACCUCAUGGACCACAACGGCAACGGGAAGAUCUCUUGGUCGGAGCUGUGGAACGCCAUGACGCCCUCCGCCUCGGAAGUUCUUGCAGAGCUGCGGGUCGCCAUCGUCAGGAGGCACAUCUCAGUGCCGGAGCUGAUCCGGAAGCACGACGCCAAUGCGGAUGAUGUGCUUACGCCCGGGGAGUUUCACAGGUUGCUGGAUGGCCUGGGCUUCGAUCUGGACGACGCCACGGUCCGGGAUGUGGUGCGGCAGAUCGACCUGGACGGCUCUAAGCAGGUCACGCGCAGAAGCUUGGAACAAGCGCUGGCCGAGCUUUCAGGUACAGGACCGGUGGCUCAGAAGCUGCCGCCGCAGGCGGGGUGGCGCAAGGCAACGUUUCCGCGGGAUGAUCCCUGGCGAGACCUGGCGGCGCCCCCGCCAGGAGGACCAAAAGAGAGCACCCCUGACUUGCCCUCGGGUGGGUUGCCACAGGGGGACGGCCAGGGUCUGCGAGCUGGCGAGCUUCAGAGUUCGCCGUCCGGGCGGGUGGCGCCGUUGGACUUGAGCCAGUCAGCGACGUUGCCACGGAGGCCUGAGGCAGUGCAACUUCCCACCAGCUCCCUGCAGGAAAUGGCACAUGGCCAACCAGCUCUGGAUGAAAUCCUCCAUGACUUCGAGCUCUCUCGCAGCUUCUCUCCGACGCACUGGUCCGCCCGAGAUUCCUCAGACCCGGCAGCGGUGCUGAGUCGGCUGCGGACGUUGCGCCUGCGCAGGGGCUUGUCGAUCAACGACCUCCGCGCCUAUGGAGACCUCAAUCAAGAUGGGAGGCUCUCCCCCAGCGAGAUGUACAAGCUGCUGGUGGCGGCUGGGAUCAAGGCGGAUGAGGGCCUGGUGCACGAGCUCUUUCGGCUCAUGGACAAGGACGGCAAUGGGCGCAUCACCUGGACGGAGCUGUGGCAUGUGCUGGAGCCAACGCCCGUCGAGGUGCUCCGCGCUCUGCGCGCGGUGAAGCAGCGGAAGCACCUCUCGGCCUCGACGCUGGUGCGGAGCUACGACUCCAACGGGGAUGACAUGGUCACGGCCAAAGAGCUCCAUUCCAUGCUGAACGACUUGGGCUUCGAGUUGGACGAUGCCACUGUUCGGGAGGUGGUGAGGCUUUUGGAUCAAGAUGGGAAGAGGCUGGUCUCCUUGCAGGAACUGGCGGCUGCCCUGGGAGACAGAGGUUCCUCCCGUUCUCCGUCACCCAGCCGCCGAUCUCCAUCGCCCAGCCGUCGGAGGGCCGAUCCAGAGGCAACUGCCGCGCCACGACCAACGCCGUCAGCUCCCCUGCCUGAGUUUCUGACACGCGAGCAACUUCGGUCAAUGCUCAUGGCGGCCGGGAUUUCGGGUGAGGAUUCACUGGUAGAGCAGAUCUUCAGGGACAUGGAGCUGAACGGCUCUGGCUUCGUGGCACGCCAGGAUUUGCUGGAAAACCUGGACCGCCUCUUCCCCAGCGAGGAGGAGGAACGCGCCGCGCCAACCCACAGGCCGAGCCCCCGAGCUCCCAGCCGGAGCCCCAGCCCGGGCCCGGGCCCGCGGCCACCGAGCCCGAGCCACCGGCCGAGCCCGAGCCACGACGUUCGGCCACCCAGCCCCAGGAUGGGCGGCUUGGCGAGAAGUGGCAGCGGCAGAUUGCCCCUGGGCUCUCAGGCCUGGGAACUGCUGCACCGAAUCUACCAACGAAUGGCGCGGCAGGGCAAUGUCUCCACCGCAUCACUCAUCGAAGAGAUCCGCCGGGAUGUGCACGUCAGGGGUGAGAGGCUUUUGGAGCGACCAGUGGUGGCUGACGGCUCCAUCCAGCUGUCGUUGGAUUCGGCGUUGCAACAGCUGCUCCAGCAGGUGGCACAGGGUCAGAAUUUGGAGACUACAUGGGACCGAUUCUACUGGCUGCUCAUCGAGGCAAACCGAAUCAGCCCAGAGCUGAACCGACCGAACUCCAACCCGGCGAUGCCGACCUCAGGGCCUUCGGUCCCUUCAGGGCCUUCGGGGCCUUUGGGGCCUGUGGUGGCGGGGGCAGGGCCCAGCGGCUCUGAGUGGUUUUGGUCUGCGGGGAUGGCGGCUUUGUCCCACUGCCCGGUGAGCCCGGAGGAUGCCCCAGGGGCGGCCAUCGAGUGGAUGGCCAAUGAGCUGGAGUUUGAUCGCGACCUGCUGUGCCGACUUUUUCAGAUGUUUACCUACUGCGCUGCAGGUGGCAGCAAAACACCCACGCGAGUUGACAAGGACCGCUUUCUGCACACAGUACAUGCCAGUCCGAGGCUGCACACGGCCCUCAUGAGGUCCCCAUUGACGGAGAGCACCGCCAAAGUGGUCCGGCCAAUGAAUUGGGGUGACUUUCUUUGGCACUUGUCACUCUUGGACGCUUCAAGCUUGGCAUGGUCAGACAUCCUGGCCAUCGCAUGCUGGUGCCGUCUGCUGAGCUUGGGCUUGGUAGCAGACACCCAUGGCACCAAAGUCACCCCAGAGUUCUCUGCUUCCGCGGCACGUGCGCGCUUGGACAGCAUUGUGCACAGGAAUGACCGAGGCUCCCAUUCCCCUCCGCGUCCCAGCAGCCCAUCCCGCCGUGUGCCGUCAACUGAAGUGCCCUUGGGCGCAAAUCUGCGUGAAAGCUCUCCCUUGGCGGCAGUGGACCGCGGCCUCCAGCGGGCCGCAAUGCCGCAGCAGCGUGCCAGGCACCCCUGGCUGGAGGAUUCCGAUGAGGAGCGUCCCAUGUCGCCUGGGCCUUUCGCGGCGCGCCCGGGUCCCCAACCUGCACGACCUCCUCCGCCAGUGCCGCGCCUUGGGAGCCCCAGCCCAGGCCCACCUCCGGGGCCACCUCCGGGGCCCCCGGGCCCCCCACCGGCCGCGUCCGAGCGCGUGGGGUUCCGCGUGCAGGUGCCCUCGGCAGCCGCUUUGGAGCGGGAGAGGCUGGAGGCGGAGCUGGCGAAGAUCUUGGACUUGCCGGUGCAGUCCGUGCGACUGCAGCAGGUGAGGCCUGUAACAUAG